Messenger RNA from Panicum hallii, 1090 nucleotides. Its product is annotated as NDR1/HIN1-like protein 10. Gene Ontology annotation, biological process: defense response to other organism. The record is from RefSeq and is a predicted model, not a curated record. Bases 79 to 792 code for a protein of 237 amino acids. The transcript has a single exon. Lineage: Eukaryota; Viridiplantae; Streptophyta; Magnoliopsida; Poales; Poaceae.
UCCACCACCCAUCUACAUGAACAUAAAUAUAGCUGAUCUGAUCAUCAGGAGCACUUGUUCGUCGAUCAGAAGUUGUAGAUGGCCAUGGCCGCCAGCCACAACCACGAGCACAAGAUCGACCAUCUCGAUCAGCCCUACUACGGCCCGCCCAUCCCUCCCGGCGCAGCACCUGGUGCCGCCGCCGGCGUCCACCGGCCACCGCCCCGCGACACGUACGCGCUCCUCUGCCGCGCCUUCCGCGCGCUCACGCUCGUGCUCAUCGCCCUCGGCGUCGUGGCGCUGGUGCUCUGGCUCGUCUACCAGCCCAGCAGCCUCAAGGCCUACGUCGACUCCGCGCAGCUCACCCGCUUCGACCUCGCCGACAACGGCACCCGGCUGCGGUACGACCUCACCGUCGGCGUGAGCGUCGGCAACCCGAACCGGAAGCAGGCCGUGCUGUACCGGCGGCUGGAGGCCGUCGCGCUCUACGGCAGCGAGCGGUUCGGGUACGCGGACCUCCCGCGGAUGCGGCAGCCGCGCAAGAGCACGGUGGAGAUACGGACGAGCUUCCGCGGCCGGGAGGCCAUCGUCUCCGGCGCAGCGGCGGCGUUGUUCCGCCGGGAGAAGGAGGAGGGGUUCUUUGGCAUCAGCGUGAAGCUCCACGCGAGGGUGCGGCUGAAGGUGAUCGUCGUGAACAGCGUCGAGUACAGGCCCGACGUGGACUGCUACAUCCGGGUCCCCGACCCGAGCAACGCGACGGCGGUGGCGCAGGGGUUUGCGCCGACGCAGUGCCAUGUCGACGACUUCUCGUGACACAGCACAGGAGCUGAGAGCAAAGUUUCAGGUGCUACGCCGAUGAUCAGUAGAUCAAUUAGUUUAAUCCUUUUAUUAUCUUUUAAUCCGAGGCUAGCUGAUAACACUAUGUUGUAUAGAAGACCUGAGCAUGCUUUUAGAAGAAGAAAACAAUGCAUCUGAUCAAGACGAACCAUUUGGUACUUCUCCGGAAGCAUCAUUCGAUUAGUUCAGCAACAGCCAACAAUAACUACCAAGACUUGUGCUUGUGAAAUUCUGAACUGAAUUGUGUAUGUGAAACGCUGUACUGGUUCUACUU